UUUCGUUUGCUUCGAUCUAUGGCCUCUCCACUCUUUCAUUAUUUUUUCUAUUAGUUUCCAUUCACCACCAUGUCUGUGGACUGGACCACCGCGCCCGCGAGCGCUGUUCGGCAGCAGUUUGUCGACUUUUUCGUCUCAAAGGGCCACGAGUUUGUCCCUUCGUCGUCCGUCAUUCCCCACGACGACCCGACGCUGCUCUUUGCCAACGCCGGCAUGAACCAGUUCAAGCCCGCCUUCCUCGGAACCGCCGACCCCAACUCUCGCAUGGCCAAGUACCGCCGCACCGCCAACUCGCAAAAGUGCAUCCGCGCUGGCGGCAAGCACAACGAUCUCGAGGAUGUCGGCAAGGACGUCUACCACCACACAUUCUUUGAGAUGCUGGGCAACUGGUCGUUUGGCGACUACUUCAAGAAGGAGGCCAUCAGCUGGGCGUGGGAGCUCCUCACCGUCGUGUACAAGCUCGACCCCAACCGCCUGUACGUGACCUACUUUGGCGGCAACGAGAAGGCCGGUCUGGAGGCCGAUCUCGAGGCUCGCGACAUUUGGCUCAGCGUCGGCCUGCCCGCCGAGCGCGUCCUCCCCUACGGCAUGAAGGAGAACUUCUGGGAGAUGGGCGAGACUGGCCCGUGCGGUCCUUGCUCUGAAAUCCACUUUGACCGCAUUGGCGGCGGCCGCGACGCUGCGGCCCUCGUCAACGCCGACGACCCAGAUGUGCUCGAAAUCUGGAACUUGGUCUUUAUUCAGUUCAACCGCGAGGUCGACCAGUCGCUCCGAAAACUGCCCCGCUGCCACGUCGAUACCGGCAUGGGUCUUGAGCGCAUUGUCUCCGUCCUCCAGAACAAGCGCUCCAACUACGACACUGACGUCUUUGUGCCGUACUUUACCGCCAUCCAGGCUGCCACCGGCAUUCGCGCGUACACUGGCAAGGUUGGCGCUGACGACACUGACGGCCUGGACAUGGCCUACCGCGUCGUUGCCGACCACAUUCGCACCCUCACCAUCGCCCUCGCCGACGGCGGCGCCCCCGGUCCCACCGGCCGCGACUAUGUGCUCCGCCGCGUUCUCCGCCGCGCCGUCCGUUACUGCGCCGAGAAGCUUGGCGCCAAGCCCGGCUUCUUUGCCUCGCUCGUCGACGUUGUCGGCACCUCGCUCGGCGGCUUCUUCCCCGAGCUCGUUCGCUCGCCCCAGGACAUUAAGGACAUUAUCAACGAGGAGGAGGCGCAAUUCCGCAAGACCCUCGACCGCGGCAAGCGCCUGUUUGAGCGCGCUGCCGCCGCGUCCAAGAACGGCGUCAUUGAGGGCCUCGUUGCCUGGCGCCUGUACGACACGUACGGCUUCCCCCUCGAUCUCACCGAGCUGAUGGCCGCCGAGCUCAAGCUCACCAUCGACAAGCCCGGCUUCAAGAUUGCCGAGGCCGACGCCAAGGAGGCUUCCAAGGGCAAGGUCGACGAGGCCGAGGAGACGGUCGUGCUCGACGUCCACAACAUUAGCGCCCUCAAGGACAAGGGUGUCCCCGCCACCGACGACUCGCCCAAGUUCAACUACCGCUCGGAGAACGACAAGUACACGUUCGAGUCUGCAGUCGGCUCGAUCGUUGCCAUUGCUCUCGGCAAGGAGCUCGUCUCGACCGUCGACUUUGAGUCGCUCAAGGGCGCCAAGGUCGGCAUUGUCCUCGACAAGACCAACUUUUACGCCGAGCAGGGCGGCCAGAUUUUCGACACUGGCUUUGCCACGCGCGUCGACAACGAGGCGUCCGAGUUUGCCAUCGAGAGCGUCAAGGUCUACGGCCCGUACGUGCUCCACGUCGGUCGCCUUCAGGGCGGCUCGCUCUCCAUUGGCGACAAGCUCACGCUCAGCAUUGACGACAUUCGCCGUCUCCCCAUCAUGGCCAACCACACCACCACGCACAUGCUGAACUUUGCCCUGCGCGAGGUCCUCGGCAACAGCGUCGACCAGAAGGGCUCGCUCGUCCGCCCCGACAACUUCCGCUUUGACUUUAGCCACCCCAAGGCCGUCUCGACCGAGGAGCUCCGCAAGAUUGAGAAGAUUGUCAACGACAUUAUUGAAAAGAACGAGACCGUCUACCGCGUCCCGACCGCACUGCACCUUGCCAAGGAGGUUGCCGGCCUGCGCGCCGUCUUUGACGAGGUCUACCCCGACCCCGUCCGCGUCGUGUCUGUCGGCGUCCCCGUCGAGAAGCUCCUCGCCGACCCGGCGUCCGCUUCCUGGAAGGGCUACUCGAUCGAGUUCUGCGGCGGCACGCACAUUGACCGCACCCGCGACGCCCGUCGCUUUGCCAUCUUCCGCGAGGAGGGCAUUGCCAAGGGCAUCCGCCGCAUCUCGGGCAUCACCGGCAAGGAGGCCAUCGAGGCCUACAAGACUGCCGACAAGCUCGAGGCCAAGGUCAAGCAGGUUUCCGAAAUCCCCAUCGGCCAACUCGGUCGCGAGCUUCCCUCCCUCAUCGAGUCGGUUGACACUGCCGUCAUCCCCAGCUUCCGCAAGGACGAGAUCAAGGCCGCCAUUGCUGCCAUCAGCAAGCGCGUGAGCGACCAUGAGAAGGCCCAGCAAGCCGAGCAGACCAAGAUUGCCACUGCUGCUGUCAAGGAGCGUAUUGAUGCUGGCGCCCCCUUCGUUGUUGCCUUUGUUGACAUUAACGGCAACCGCAAGGCCAUGUCUGCUGGUCUGAGCGCUGCCAAGGACGCCGCUGGUCUCCUUGUCUCCAAGGACGGCGAUUCCAUCAUUGCUGUUGCCAGCGUGCCCAAGGCACUGGUUGGCAAGAUUAAGGCUGGCGAGUGGGUUACCGAGGCUGUCAAGAGCCUCAGCAACACCAAGACCGGUGGUGCUGACACUGUUGGCCAGGCCAGCGGCACUGGCAGCGAUCACGCUGCAGUCAUCGACGCUGCUACCAAGUUUGCUGCUGCACGCCUGCAGUAAAACAAACAAAAACAAACAUUGAGUGCGUUUUCGUUUCCAUCGAAUCGUCGUGUUGCCUUGCCCGUCUUGGAUUCCUUCUCGCUUUGUCACUUGAAUAUCAUGCAAUGAAGUCAAACGAGUGCACUAGACAAACAGCAACCGGGG
Molecule: messenger RNA, 3078 nt
Organism: Capsaspora owczarzaki ATCC 30864
Lineage: Eukaryota; Filasterea; Ministeriida; Capsasporidae
Product: alanyl-tRNA synthetase
Exons: 5
Coding region: 70-2934 (954 amino acids)
Biological process (GO): alanyl-tRNA aminoacylation; tRNA modification
Cellular component (GO): cytoplasm; mitochondrion
Molecular function (GO): amino acid binding; aminoacyl-tRNA deacylase activity; nucleic acid binding
Source: RefSeq, a predicted model, not a curated record